Molecule: messenger RNA, 2303 nt
Organism: Dioscorea cayenensis subsp. rotundata (Guinea yam)
Lineage: Eukaryota; Viridiplantae; Streptophyta; Magnoliopsida; Dioscoreales; Dioscoreaceae
Product: U-box domain-containing protein 10-like
Exons: 4
Coding region: 149-2095 (648 amino acids)
Biological process (GO): protein ubiquitination
Cellular component (GO): cytoplasm; nucleus
Molecular function (GO): ubiquitin-protein transferase activity; protein binding
Source: RefSeq, a predicted model, not a curated record
UUCCCAAAAAUCCAACUGUCUUCUUCUUCCCCCCAGUCACUCCUCCUAUCCAACCUGUCCUUCCCGCGAAUCUCGCCCUCUUUCUUCUUUAACCUAAUUCCCUAAUUCCCCCCCAAAUGCUCUCCUCUUCUUCUCUUUCUCCGCCCCAAUGGCCUCCGCCGCCGCCGCUGUAGCGGCUGAGCUGCUCGCCGUCGCCCGCGCAUCCCCCUCUGCCUGCCCCAGCGCCGCCCAAUUUCGCCCUGACUGCGCCCGCCUCGCCCGUAAGGUCUCCGUCCUUGCCAAUCUCUUUGAGGAGAUCCUUGACUUCUUCUUCGUCGCCACCACCGCCGCCGCCACCAAUCCCCCCGUCCCGCCGGUUGAUCAGUCGUUUUGCUGCUUGGAUCUGCUCCUGCUUUCUCUCCGGGCCGUCUUGCGCUUCUUCUCCAUCGUCGACUCCCGCUCUGGUUUAGUGGGCAAGCAUAUUACCAUCCAGUUUCAGUAUGUGAUAUGGCAAUUGGAGAGUGCUCUUGGUAACCUACAGUUUGACCAUUUCAAUAUAUCUGAUGAAGUUCAAGAACAGGUUGAACUUGUGCGUUCGCAGCUGAGGAGAUCUUUAGAAAAGCCAGAGACCCCAAAUUUGCUUGUCUUCUCUGAAGUUUUUCAAGCACUAUCUGACAUUCAUGGUAUCAAAGACAUAUAUCAAGAGUCCUCAAAUACGCCCGCAGCAUUGGAAAUUGGGGGCACUGGUUAUUCUGAUCAUGAUAUCCGAGAAAUAAUUGUGUUGGUUGCAGAAGUGAAUGGAAAGUCUGACUAUGAUGUUGAACUAGUAUUAGCGACUGUGAUCCAAAGGCUUGGGAAGACUAAACUUGAGGAUCUUUGUAACGUUGUUCUGAAAGAUAAAGAACCUGACAAUUCAAGCGAAAAGACUUUGGCUGAAAUCAAGAAAGCCGACACACCAGUGAUUCCAGAAGAUUUUCGCUGCCCGAUAUCUCUGGAGUUAAUGAAGGAUCCUGUUAUUGUUGCCACUGGUCAGACCUAUGAGCGAUCCUUCAUCCAAAGAUGGAUUGACUGUGGCAACCGAACAUGUCCUAAGACUCAGCAAAGGCUCCAAAACCUGACACUGACCCCUAACUAUGUUCUAAGAAGCUUGAUCAUGCAGUGGUGCGAAACCCACAGGAUAGAGCAACCAAACAGAUUGAUCAAUGGACGACUAAGAAAGAAAGAUGGAACCUUUUAUGAAAUUUCUGGGGAUAGAACUGCAAUUGAUGCACUGGUCCGCAACCUUUCAAGUGCAUCAAUGGAGGAGCAAAGGUCUGCUGCUGCGGAAAUCAGAUCACUGGCAAAACGAAGUACUGAUAACAGAAUCCUAAUUGCUGAAGCUGGAGCUAUACAAAUUCUUAUCGGGCUCUUGUCAGCUAAUGACCAAAAGACCCAAGAGCAUGCGGUAACAUCUUUACUAAAUCUUUCUAUAUAUGAGCCUAACAGGGAAACCAUCAUGUUGGCUGGUGGCAUUGUCCCCAUAAUUGAAGUCCUUAGAAUGGGAAGCAUGGAAGCAAGAGAGAAUGCAGCAGCUGCUGUCUUUAGUCUCUCACUCAGUGACGAAAACAAGAUAACCAUCGGAGGUACAGCCGGAGCAAUAGAAGCACUGGUUGAGUUGCUCCAGUGUGGGAGUUCUCGUGGAAAGAAAGAUGCCGCAACAGCUCUAUUCAACCUAUGUAUUUAUCAAGGCAACAAAUCUCGUGCUGUUAAGGCAGGAAUUCUGAACCCUCUACUUGACAUGCUCAAGGAUUAUUCGAGCAAUGGAAUGGUGGAUGAGUCACUAACCAUAUUGUCAGUUCUUGUGAGUCAUCAAGAGGCUAAGUCGGCUAUAGCAAAAUCUAACAUGAUACCGCAUUUGAUUGACCUGCUCCGGACAGGGCAGCCACGGAGUAAGGAGAAUGCAGCUGCCGUAUUACUCACACUCUGCAAGAAAAACUGCAACAACCUCGCAUGUAUAGGACGGCUUGGAGCAAUUAUUCCACUAACAGAGCUGGUGAAUAGUGGCACGGAAAGAGCUAAGCGCAAAGCAACUUCCUUACUAGAGCAUCUGAAUAAGAUGCAGACGAUUUUAUUGUGAAAUUUAUCUACCGAUUUCCACCAUUUGUCUGAUUGUCUUAUGCUUGUGUUUUGUACCAGUGACACCAACCAUUGCUCAUUGGUUUUUUAUUCUUUAAUUGUAUUCUUUGCCAAUUUGGGUAAAUUGUUUCACUUCUCUUGUUGUUCUUGUAUUGUUUAAAUAAGAACACGGUGACUCGUGAAGGGUGAAAUUUUUUUUUUUCCUGUAA